Molecule: messenger RNA, 294 nt
Organism: Enterobius vermicularis (human pinworm)
Lineage: Eukaryota; Metazoa; Nematoda; Chromadorea; Rhabditida; Oxyuridae
Source: the annotation of a GenBank genome assembly
AUGUAUUUCAUAGCCUCCUUCGUGUUGGCUCGACGACAACACCGCGAUGACGAGGCGUGGCGUCGUCCCAUGAGCGGGAAGCGGUCUGAAGAAGAUUUGGUUGUUGUUUUGAAGCGGUUAGUUCUUGGGGAGAGUUUUGCUGAGUGUACGAUGGGAGCUCAGGUUCCUUUACUGCGCUGUGUAUUUGUGGAUAUGGAAUGGAUAGAGCACAGAACCGCUUGCUUUACUUUCUUCAUUGCUUCGCAGAAAUUGUCGAUAGUUAAGGGAGACCAGGAAGAGAGGGCAAUAGUAUGA